This is a messenger RNA of Paramecium pentaurelia, 5328 nucleotides long. Lineage: Eukaryota; Ciliophora; Oligohymenophorea; Peniculida; Parameciidae. The record is from the annotation of a GenBank genome assembly.
AUGCUAUAGGGAUUUUGUUUUGUUUCAAUGUAUUAGCCUAGCUUUACUUUAAACAUAAAGAUUUAAAAAUUAGUAUUGCUAAUAUAUUAUUGUCAAACAUUAGCAUUAGCUUUUCCAUUAGAUGGUUGGAAUUAAUGGACUUAUACAGAUGGAGCUUUUAGAAUGACAAAAAAUUUAUUAAAUAUGAUAUUGGUUUUUCCUUUUGUCAAUGAAGUAAAAUCAUCAACAUUGAUAUAUGUUUUGAUACUACUAUUCUCUUUAUUUAACAUUUUCAUGUUGCUAGCAAUAUUUUUGAUUGCCAAAUUUAAAAAUAAACUUUCAUUUAUGCUAACUUUUACAUAUUGGUAUUUAGUAAUUGUUCCUAAAUUAUUUUUUAUACCAUAAUUGUUCAUAUUUAUUGGAUCUCUAUCAUUUAGUUAAAGAGCUCUAUUAUAUUCAAAUUUUUAAUUUCAUGCAUAUUUACCAGUGAGUGGAGUAGGUUUGUUAAUACUGUCAUGUUUUUGUUUUUUUAGUAGCUACUUUAUUAGAAGUACAAGAUUGUAAUAGGAUAAUGGCUUAAUAUAAAAAUUUAGUUUAUUACUUUUUAUUGAAUAAUGUCUUAACAUUAUUAUUACUUGUUUGUAUUUUUAAAAUAGAAGUACAUUUAAUAUUGUAGUAUAAUUAUUAAUGAUGCAUCUGUAUUAUUUAUGUUAAUUCAUUAACGCAUUUUAUGUUGGAACCUUCCCUCCUCAUUUAUCUAAAUUCUGCUUAAUUAUAAUUUCAUCAUGUUAAAGCUUACUAAUAGUUAUAACCAUAAAUUUAUCAUCAAGAAAUCAUAUAAUAUAAGAAGAAUAAAUUUUAAUAAUGUGGUUGAUAUUUAUGACAUUUUCAAUUUCUAUAAGCUCAAUAUUAAAUGAUAGAAAAUAAAUUAAAUUACUCUUUAAAUAAACAAAUGUCUUUGAAUUAUAAGAGUUUGUUUAAUAUAUUUAUUAUAUGAUGCCUGAAUUAAGAAAUAAUGAUUUCAAAAUUUAGAAUAGAUUUAUUUAUUGUAUUUUUAUUCAAAAUCAUUUAUAAUAAUGUAUAAACUGUUAAAAGAUUAGAUAAAGUAAAAAUAAGGUAGCUUCUAAAUUUUUAUUUACUAAUGUACUUUAUUGUAUAAUAAAAGAACAUCUUACAGUUUUAAAAUUGAAUUCUAAAUCUGAAUAUGAAUAAUUUGAGAUAUAUUAUGCAGAUUUUCUAAAUAAAAUUAAAAAAUAACCACUAUUAUCUUUUGUAGAAUUGAAAGUAUACUAAUUAUAAAAUUCACAAGCAUCUCUAUAUUUAAAAAAUACUAUUUAGUACUUUUUUCAAGAUCUUUAAUAAAUUAUACUUGAUACAAGAUUACAAUUUCUUUAAAAUCGUCAUAAUUUUGAAGAGAAUUGUCUUGAAAUAAAGGAUAUUAUGUAAGCAAAUUCUAUAGAAGAAUAAAUUUUACCUUAAAUAGUUGAACUUAUAGAUCAUAAAAUAAGAAUUUGGAAUGAAUAGAUUAAUGGUUUAGAUUCUAUAUAUGAUUUAGAAUAAUUGAUUGUGAAUUAUACAAGUAAAAUAUUAAGUUGUUAAGAUUUAUUGUAAUAAAAAUUAUAAAUAGAUUUAAUGAAUUUAAAUUAAAUCUAAAAAGCUAGAAAUGUUAUAGAAUUGAGGAUUGCAUCAAUAUUUCAUUUGAUAAUUUUAAAUGAUUUUUAUAGUUCUCUAUAAUGUGAAUAAUAAAUAUCUGAAGUUUUGGCAAUGGAGAAUUCACUUCCAAAUGAUGUUAUUAGUAAUAUUGAUAUUCUUUAAGAUAAUUUAUGUUUAAUUAUGGUUAGUAUGGUAAAAAAUAGAGGAUAUAUAAAAAAUAAUAAAAAGAAUUAGAUUGCUAAUUAUUUUGGAUUAGAUAUUAAAGAAGUAGAAAGUGUAAAUCAUAUUAAUUAGUUCAUUCCUCAAUUUAUUGCUGAUAUUCAUGAAUAAUUUUUAUAAUCUUAUUUAGAAACAGCAUAAUCUCCAUUAUUUAAUUAAUAUGAAAUUGUAUUUAGUAAAUUAAAAAAUGAAUUUGUAUAAGCAUAAUAAUUAAAAUUAGAAAAUAAUUUUGAUUUUUUUGAUGAUUAUGUUGUUACUGGAUGUUUAUCAAAAGUGAAAGAAACAUCAGAAUUUAUAUUAUUUGAUGAAAAUGGAAAGAUUCUAUCAGUAACUUAAGGAUUUUAUACAGAUAUAAUUUAAUAAUCAUUUCAAGAAGAAUUAAAUGCUUAAACAAUUAAUUAAGCUUAUAUAUUUGUAUUUUUUACUAAUAUAUUUUCUAUUUUAGAAUCAUAAAAAGAUAAUAUUAAUUAAUCAGAAUAUCUUUAAGUAGAAUUUAUGACAACAAUAACAAUUUUUGAAAAUUUAUCUAAAAUAAUAUAAUUCUUUUAUGAAAAUAAAAUGGCAACUUCAACCUCAUUUGCAUAUUCAUUAAGAAAAAGUAUGCAAAAAACAGCAAUAUUAUCUUAGAAUAAGACAUAUACAAGUAAAAAAUAAAAAGAAAAUAUACAAACAGGGAGAUAUUAUGUAAAUAAUAGUGUAAAAUUAUCUGAUGAUAUUUAAUUACUUUGUCCUCGUUUUAAAAGUUAAGUAUUAGAAUAUAUGCAAUAAUAUAAUGUAAAUUCUUAUUAAUAUUUUAGAAAUUCUAAUCUGUUUAAUAUUUAUCGAAAAUAUCAUUAUAAUAUAGAACUAUUGGUAAAAAAUCAUCUUAAAAAUCAUACUUUAUAAUUGAGAUUUUGGAUUAUAGGAAAAAAGGUGCAAAUGCAAUGUCUUCUGUUAAUUCAAAAUAAUACGAUAGUAUAUAUAAUAAUAAGAGUAUUCUUUUUAUAUUUAAUCUAAUUAGAUUUUAGUAGUGUAUUAACAGAUAUUACAACAAGUGAAAGAAUAGUUCAAAAAGAUGAAUAAAAACCUAAUGUAAAUUUUAUAAUUAUAUAGGAAAUAAUUGGGAAUAGUUUUAAUCAUUUAUUAAGUGAUAGAGAAUAAUUAUUUGGAGUAUUAAAUUAAUCAUUUUAAGAGAGUUAAAGUUUUGGUCCUUUAUCUUAAAGAGCAAACUUUAUUUCUCCUAGAUAACAUAAUUUAGAUGAUGAAUUAAAGAAAUUAGAAAUUGAAUUUUAAGAUAUUAGAGUAAGUUUUAAUGGUGGACCAUCUAUUCAUUAAUAUGUUGGGGAUGAAAAAGAUGAUGAAGAUUAUAAUAAUGAAUCUAAAUCUAAUUAACCAUAGAAAUCAAGUAGUGAAAAACUUUAAGAAAAGAGUUAUAAAAUGUUAAAAUUAUUAACUAAUUACAAAGAUAAAGGAAUUAAGGAAAGGGAUGAUCAUUAAUCAUAUUCUAGUAAAACAUCAGGAACUUCAAAAACAUAGUAUAUCUCAAUUAUCAAAAAUUUUUAACACUCUAAAAUUAUGAUUACCAGUCUAAAAAUCAUUUUAAUUUUAACAUUAAUAUUAUUUCUUUGUGCUCUAUCAACCAUUAUAAUUAAUACUUAAGUCAUUAAAUCAUAAAUUGAGGAUCUAAUAGAUAGUAGUUAUUCACUUAAUGCUCCAUUACUUUUCAAUAGAUAUUUUUUUUAAAGUUAUGCUUUAUCAUGGACAUUGUUAAUGAAUGGACUUAAAAUUCUAAAAAGUAGUGAUUUUUUAAAUAAUCAAACUUUCACAACUAUUAAACAUUAGGGAAAUGAAACAUUUGAAAAUUUAGGCAUUAUGUAUCCCAAAUUUAUAGAGAUUGAAAAUAUGGGAUUAUUAUCAAACAUCAGUAUUCAACUACUCGGUUUACCUAGAAAAACUGUCUCUUAUACUGAAUUUAUCAAUAACAUAUAAAAUACACUUUAGUAUUUCUUCUAGAUUAAGUAUUUUUCAAAUGAUGAAACUGAUUAAGUCUUAGAUUUAGAUUAUGUUAAUUCAGUUGUCACACUUAGAUAUAAUUUAAAAUAUGUUUUUGACAUGAAUAAGGAAUUAAUCUAAUCAUUAGAUAUCAUGAGUUAAAAUAUGAUUAUAAAUGGUACAUCUAAAUUGUAAUCAUUAACAAUAGCAGAGAUAUGUUUUAUAUUUUUUAUUCAUUUAAUUUCAUUGUUUUUUUGGAAAAAGACUGAGAAUUAAAAAUAAUAAAUUUUAUUAAUUAAUGGUAGACUUUAAGAGAAUUCUGUAAAUGAUAUGAUAUAUAAACAUAUAAAUAUCAAAUCCAUAUUAUAAUUAGCAGAUUAAAAAAAGAAUAAUUGGAAAAAAUAAUAAAUUUGUAUGAUAUUUUAAUAAGUUUUGGAUAAUUAAGAAGCAAAAUAAAGAUAUUUAGAAUAAAGAUUUAAUUAAUUUAAUAAAUCUAAAAAUGACUAAAAUAAAAAAAAAGGGUAAGUUGGUAUGCUUAAUUCUAGAAUACGUAAUACAUCAUAUUCAAUUAAAAAAUAUAUUUGUUAUUAUAUUGCAAUAUUUUUGAUACUAUCAAGUUUUUUAUUAGGAGGCUAUUUUUAUUAAACUUCAUUAAUGUUUAAUCUUAUUCCUUAAUAAAAAUUAACUUUAAAUUUUGUUAGAUUUUCAUCUUAUCUUGAUACUCUAAUAACAACUGCCUUAGUAAUUAAAACAUAACCUUAAGUAUAUCCUGCAAUUGUUUCAAAUAAAAUUUAUACAUAAGCUUAAAUGAAUAAAUAUAGGGAUCCAUUAAAAUAAUUAUUUUAUAUGUUUCUUGAUGUUUAUGAAGUUUAUGAUUAAAAUUUAACAGAAAUCUAUGAAGGUAUAUUAUUUUCAAAAGAUAUUGAUGAUUCUAAAAAAGAACUAUUAUUAGGAUUGUAUGAAAGUGAUAUUUGUUAAAUAAUUUAUCAUGAUAUUCCAUUUUGUCAAUAUGAAACAUUAGGAGAAAUCAAUUUUAUUUAAAAAUAUUCUUAAUUUCAUUUUUAAGACAAUAAUAGAGAUUAUUUGGAAAAUGGUCUUGUUGGGAUUACUAGUAGUAUUAGUUAUUUUAUGAAAACAAAUUAUGAUUAUGAAAUUGCAACUAUUACUUAUGUCACAGAUUUUAAUGAACUUAAUAACUUAUAUAAAACACAAGAAUUUACUAAUAUAAUACUAGAGCAUUUCAGUUCAACUACAUAAAGUACAGAAAAGAUAUUAAAUAUUAUAUUGUCAACAAAUGAAAUAAUAUUAAAUGAAUACUUGAAACUAAUUACUAUUUAUUAUGGAUUGAUAGGAACUGGAUUGUUGGUCCUAUUCUCAUUUUUUUUCUAUCGAUUAUUGGAUUAAACAGAUGAUAAUUUCAUUCAUUUAAGAUUAGGAUUGACCUUAGUCCCUAUAGAAGUGAUUACGGAUCAAUACAAUAUUUAAUUGAUAAAAUAAUUAAAUUGA